Messenger RNA from Corvus hawaiiensis (hawaiian crow), 12038 nucleotides. Its product is annotated as interferon-induced very large GTPase 1-like. Bases 324 to 7616 code for a protein of 2430 amino acids. Gene Ontology annotation, molecular function: GTP binding. The record is from RefSeq and is a predicted model, not a curated record. NCBI's taxonomy places the organism in Eukaryota, Metazoa, Chordata, Aves, Passeriformes, Corvidae. The transcript is spliced from 3 exons.
UGAUUUCUUGGAAUUGCUCUGCUGCUGCUAUAAAAAGGGAGGCAGCACCGAGUUAAGAGCCAGGGCUGGGUAAAGAGGGGCUGAGAUGGGCUUCUCUCAGCCCGGGAGCUGCGGGUCCGGAGGGGGACGGAUUUCGAGCCUUUCCUUGCCGGUGCUCUUCCUCCUGAGUUCUCAAGGUGGUUCCCAUCUUCUUCUCCUCACCCCGCUGUGUGUCCCAGGCCUGCCACUGCUGCUGUGCUGUGUCCCCUGAGCUGGGGCCCUCGGCUGCCGGUGUCCCCUUGGGAAACGAAGGCUUGGAGCAACGGGAGCAUCUGCUGUGAGCCAUGGCUUCGCAGGAGGACACGCAAGAGGGGGAUGCCAAGGCACAGCUGGCAAAGGCAUUUCAGAAGGAAGGACUGGAUGCUGGAUACUGGGUGCCCAAGGUGUUGCAGAAUCUGGGAAUCAAGUGUAGAGAAGCCCUGCAACAUCUGGAAUAUAAAGACUACCUCAAGCUGGAGUGUGCAGCACGGCACUCCUGGGAGAAAAAGGCACUCCAGAAACUCCUGAAAAUAAAAGAUGACAAAACAACCACUGAAGAGGUGCAGAAGGAGCACUUGGAGAAGACAAAACAGAGACAAGAAGUGGCCAAACAAGCCCUAAAUGAUCUGACAGAAAUGCUCAAGAGCCGCAGCCACAGCCAGGAUGCUCUGAGGGAGAAAGCAGAGACUCUGUGGAAAGCCAUGGAAAUUCCAAAAGAGUUCUGGCCAUCGCCAAAGAAGCCCUUGGCGGAUAUGCUGGAGAGCAUCCACAAGCAGCUGGAGCAGCAGGAGUUGUCAGCAGGCAGGACGGAGCACAUCCCCGACACGGAGGUGCUGAGCCGCGCGUCAGGGGGACUGGCCCUGCAGGGCAUCUACAGAACCAGCAGACCUGAAGAUGUGCUGGCAAAGCGAGAGCAGCUCCUCAGGGUUCCUGAGGGAUUCCAGCUCUCUGGUCCGGAGCAAGGAUCGCUACUUGAGAGGAAGGAGUUCUCCUCCUCUGCGGCAGAAUCCAAUUUCACCAAGUCCAUGGAGCAGCUGGGGUUCAGCAUCAGCGUUUCUGCCAAAGCCGUCUUCUGGAGGGUUCUUCUGCAAGCAAGUGUAGAUCACAGCAGCUCCUCACAGUCACAGAACAUCCACCAGUCCCACUCUGAGCAGAGCUACUUUUGUACCACCAUGUACCAGUACAUCCCUCUGGCCUCCUGCUACUUCCAAAGGCAUCAGCUUCACCUCUCGGAUGCGGCUCUGCAGGAGCUGCAAGACAUGGAGCAGCUUUUGAGCUUCACUCAAGAAGACACGGCCCCCAUGGUGAGUAGGUGUGAGAUGUUCUUCAACAGGUUUGGGUCCCACGUAAACCAUGGUCCCCUCCACUUUGGGGGGAUAUUCUGGUGGAAGGCGUCUACAGAAGGAUUCCGAGCCGAGCAGCAGGAAGAGAUGAAGCAACAAACCUCUGAAGCUCUGAACAGCCUUGUCAGGAAGAGCUACGGUAACUUCGCAGCCAGUGCUGCGGGGGCCCUGGAUACUUGCAAUUCCACCUUACAAGCUUCUGUCCAGGGAAAAGCCAGAGAGAGUUCCCACACAGCGAUUCAGCUCUGCAUGGUCAACACAGGGGGCCCACCAGACACAGCUUCUCUUCCUCAGUGGAAAACGGGGCUCGUGUCUGAUAACACAACGUGGUGCGUUAUCGACCGCGGCUUUGAGCUGGUCCCAGUGUGGGAUGUUAUCCGGUGCAAUCACAGCAGGGAUUUUAAGUCCGUCAGUCAGAUGAGCAGAGCCCUCAGGGCUGCGUACAAAGCGCUGACAAAUCAGAGCGUCGGCACCACUUUUGGAGAGGAACUGGACAGUGCAGUGCAAGAGGCCAGAGAUUUCAUGGCCACUGUGAAGAGCUGGGAGGUGACGGUGGAUGAAAGGAAGCUGCUCGUGCUGAUGGAUCUAAAAGAGGAUCUGCAUGCAAAAACCAAGAACCCCAGUGUGUGGAUCAAUGUGUGCCUGUCGGACAAAGGCCUGCAGGACUUCCUGGUGAACACCGUGCGCAGUUGCCAGGAGUCACCUCCAGAAAACACCACCUCGAUCAAGGUAAUGUUGAGGAGCCUCCUGGAUCCUCAUAUCUACUCUGUCAAGGACUUCCCUGAGGCUUCCUUCAUUAUGCAAUGGAUCUUCCAGACUGAGCAGCAGCUUCCCAGACCUCCCAAGGUCUCUGAGCUGGAAGAGCUCAUCAAAACACUGCAGCAAAUGAAGGAGCACAUCCAUGCUGUCACCUAUGCACCAGGAAGCUCUGCUUCUGCUGUUCAUGAAGCAAAGAUAGAAGCCACCCUGACCACCAGCCUCGCCAUUUAUUCCUUGCUCCAGUCUCUCCAGGAACGGGCUGAGAAGGACAUGGAACUGUUGGUGCUCUUGAUUGCGACCAGCACAGGGUACGACGUGGAAAGCAGCGCUUUUCCACACCUCCUUGGACACCCAGAAAUUCAGUACAUGGCCAAGGAAAUGGAAGCGGCACAUGAGGAGUACGUGAACCUGAAGGAGCAAGAUGCCGACAGAGCUGAGGCCUCCCUUCUGCUGACGGGUCUGACUGUGACACCCGAAAGUCAAGAGCUGUCCCCUGAGCAGAAGAGGGAGCGUUUAGUUUUCAUGGAAGAUCACAUGCAAGGCUUGUGGUCCACACGGAUCAAGAAUCUCCUCCAAAAGCACAGUGGAGGCAAAGACUGGGAGAGGCUGGAACAGGACUUGCAUUCCUUGAUCAGAGGGUGUUUGAAUGGGAAAUGGGAUGAACAGAGGAUGCAGAACAUACUCAGAGACAUGGAAGAGACUUUUCCACCACCUGAGCUCCCCAGUCAGUCCCAGUUCAAGUCAGACGGCAGCGAAUCCCAAGCAAAUGAAGCCAUUGCAAACCAGGAAUUCCUCCAGUUGCUCAAGCGCCUUGGACUCAAAAGUCACUAUCCAAGAAAAAUGGGGAUGGGAAAUUUCCGCACCAUCUGCAAGACAUCUCUGCAGGACAGCCAGCCCAGCAAGGACAAGGAACUGCCAUUUUACUUCUUGCAAAAGCUGCUCACAGUGGAUUACCAGGUGAGGUACCUGACUUGCAGGAAUAAGAACAAUGCAGGACUUGCAGCUGUGCCACAAAUGACAGAGCAAGAGGACGAACCUUCAGACUCCUUUGAAAACUUUCUUGACAACUUCACAGAAGCAGUCCCUGAACCUGGAAGCAGGGACAGCCGUGUGCACCCCAUGGACCUGCAGAUGGCCAUUUUCCAUUGUGCUGAUGACUUCCUGAGAGAGACCCUUGCAACCAAGCUGGCGUUCUGCCAACUGGCGCUGCCUCUGCUGGUGCCCAACCCAUGCACUUCACAGAUCGAGUUCCCGCUCUACGCCCUCAGCCAAAUCCAAAGGAGCUGGAAAGAGGCAGACAAGUCAGGAAAGCAGGCCAGAACAAAGAGUUACAACAACAAACUCAUCUUUCAGGUACAGACACCCAUUGUGUCCUUCAUCCGCAUUGGCAGCUCGGCCUCCUCUUCCAAGUCUCAGCUCCUGAACGCUCUGCUGAGCAAACGCAAACACGACACUUUCUUCCACCGCCACUGCAGAGGCAGCACCAGAGAGCGUUUGCUGAUGGAAGGGGUGGUGGAGAUCACCUGGUACUGCCCCCGUGGAAGCCCUGAUGACACCUUUGAGUGCUGCGUGGCUUUCUGUAACCUGCAUGGAGAUGCCAGGGAUCACGGAGCACAGCUGCAGUUCCUGCAGGAGAUAUCUGCUGUCAACGUGGCUCUCGUAUCCGAUUCAGAGCACAUGGACAACAGGGGGAAAAAGCUUUUGCAGGGCUUGUGGCAGUCACAAAGGCCUUUGGUUUGUCUUCUCACGGAAAAAGAGAAUGUUGCAGCUGGACAAGCCAGCAAAAACAUAACAAUAGGGAUCAAGAACAGAAACGAAGCAGAACUGGCCGUCCAGCUGACUGAAACAAUCCAGAAUCUCCUGGAAAGGUCUCAUCCACGUUUCAGCCUGGAGGCCUGUCUGGACAAAGCGCGCCAGCACAGAUUCAUAGUGGAUGCAGAUCAACCUGCAUGUUUGACAGCCAAAGCAAAGGCAAAGAAGCUGGUGGAGCUUCUGAAGAAAGAGAAGCUGUCUGAGAUCAAAUCCCAGCUCCUGCCCCUUCAAGGAAAACUGUGGUACCAGUGGUGCAAAAAGGACAAAGAGCUCACUCGCUUACAGGAGAAGGGAAACAAGAGCAUUGAGCAUCAUCGCAGCCAAAUUGAAAUUGAGAAGGCAGAACUAAGAAGAAAGCAACUUGAACAAGCCUUCCCCCUUAACCCGCUGAUGAAAUCAUUCCUUGGCUUUCUCCAGGCCCAGCCAGCAGAUACCAAGAAAUACUUCCUGCACUGGAUGAAGGUCUUUAUGGAUGAGCUGUCCUGUGGUCGCCUUGAAGAACUGAGGAGAGACUAUCACGAGUUAUGGUCUGAAAUACGGACAGCAAAGAAAAACCAGGAAAAAACCAGUGAAAACACUGAAUUGAUGAAUGAGCUGGAUGCUCUCUCUGAUGAAAUCAAUGAUUCAUCCAUUGGCCUGGAGCAUGUCUUGAGAGAGGUGGGGCAGAUUUAUGAAGCUCUGGAAGUAAUGAACUCCAAGAAUGAGAGUUUUGUCAAACUGCCGGAGAUUGCAGCAGAUCUGAUGGUUUCGGGGUAUCCCGUGGAGCUGAUGGAUGGGGAUGCUUCUUACCUGCCCUUGCGCUGGGUGGGAGCAAUCUUUGACAGCUUAAUUGAGAGGCUGGGGGACAAACGAGUGUUUGUGCUCUCCGUGCUCGGCAUCCAGAGCACAGGCAAGUCCACCCUGCUGAAUGCCAUGUUUGGUCUGCAGUUCAACGUCAGCGCGGGGAGAUGCACCCGCGGAGCUUUUAUGCAGCUCAUCCCAGUGGGCGAGGAGCUGCAGCAAGACUUGGGCUUUGAUUUUGUGCUGGUGGUGGACACAGAGGGACUUCGUGCCAUGGAGAUGGCCAAUAAACACUCCCUGAACCACGACAAUGAGCUGGCCACCUUUGUCAUUGGCAUUGGCAACUUGACUGUGAUCAAUAUCUUUGGAGAAAAUCCAUCAGAAAUGCAAGAUGUUCUCCAGAUCGCUGUGCAGGCUUUCCUGAGGAUGAAGAAAGUCAAUCUUUCCCCAAGCUGCCUCUUUGUCCACCAAAACGUGGGAGAAGCAACUGCCAAGGAGCAGAACAUGGAAGGACAAAGGCGUUUGCAGGAAAAGCUGGAUAAAAUGACUGUGGUAGCUGCCCAGCAGGAAUUCUGUGACAUCUCCUCCUUCAGCGAUGUCAUCGGCUUUGAUGUGAACACCCACAUUCACUACUUUGCUCAGCUGUGGGAAGGAAAUCCCCCGAUGGCACCACCCAACCCCACCUACAGCCAGAACGUCCAGCAACUAAAGAGCAAAAUCCUCCAGGCUGCCCAGAAGCAGUCGCAGCGCAGCAUUUUGAGGCUCUCGAGCCUGAAAGUUCGUAUUGGGGACCUCUGGAAUGCGUUGCUGAAUGAAAACUUUGUUUUCAGCUUCAAGAAUUCCCUGGAGAUUGCCGCGUACAGGAAACUGGAAAGCGCCUUUAGUCAGUGGACCUGGAGGCUGAGGAGUCAUGUCUUAGACAUGCAGAUGAGACUGGACAACAAAAUUCGGAAUGGGGACUUGCGGAAUGUCACCAGAGAAUACCUUGAAGGGCAGGUGCAAGAGACAAGUGAUGCCAUCGAGAAAGAAGUGGAAAAGUAUUUCAGGGAGGACAAAGACCACGAGACACUGGUCCAGUGGAAACCAAACACAGAGCUGAAGCUGAAAGAACUAAAAGAGGCUCUUCUUCUUGAAACAAAAAAGAAAUGUGAGAAUCUUAUUGAGCUACAGAAGGAGCAGAGUAAACUGGAUGCAAGGAAGGUGCAAUAUGAAGCCCAGCUCCUGAGAAAGAGUAAGGAGUUGGCUGUGACUCUGAAAGGGAAGAGCCUCAGUGAGAGAGAACUGAGAGACAACUUUAUUUUUGUCUGGAACAAUUGGAUUGCCGAAGUUUCCUGUGUUGCUCCUCCCCUGGAACAGGUGGAUAUCGAUGCAGAAAUCGAAGAUGUCCUUCUAGAGCACUUUAAGGAACCGGGUUUACAUGCCAGGAUCACAUCAUUUCCCAAAGGCAGAGGAUUUUCUUUUGACAUGGAGAAACACGUCAUGAAAAAAAAGCAUUUUGGUGUCAUUACUAGGAGGGUUUCCAAUGCUGAUGUGAUCAACUUGCAGCACAUCACAGACAGCAUCAUAGCGUGUGUGAGAGCAAACAUUGAUAAGAAGGAACAAGAGAAACGGGAUUACAGUCGAAAUUUUAUUCAUGAAAUACUCAAUGAAGUACAGGAAGGUGUGAACUCCAUCCCCAGCAAUGCAAAAUGUACUUUUAACAGAGAGUACAGCAUAGAUUUAUCUCUGUAUCUUUGCAGAAUGGCAGCAGAAAGGUUUAAAGUCAUGCAUGAAGCGUUCCAAAAGGCAAAUGACCCAGUCGUGUACCUGAACAGCAAGAGAGAGAAUUUCUUCCAAUGUUUCCAGAUUUCCUGCCAAGGAGCCACUUCUAUCACAACUUUUGCUGUUUUCCUUUGUGACAAGAUUGAACCAGCUCUUCACCGGGCGGUCUAUGAGAGGACGGCUAAAGCCAUUGCUGAGGACAUGCAGGGCAAAUUCCCAGAUUUCCAGGGCAACAGAGCCAAUCUGGAAGUCUCCCUCCUGAGAUACCUGGCAGAACAAGAAAAUUUUGAGUAUUUCAAAGAUUACCUUAAUUGCCCAAAACAGUUUUGUCAGAGUUACACUGAGACACGAGUUAGGAGUUACUGUUUAGAUGGGAACAGGAGGCUGGAAAAGUUUUUAGAUUCCUCCCUUAAUCUUCUGUAUGGAAACAUCCUGAAAGCUGUUUCUUUAUCAACCAAAAUUGUCAAUGACAGAAAAGACAGAGAAGACAAAGUCUCUCUUUGGCUGGAUGAAUUUUGCAGGGAACUGACAGAGGUGAUCAACUUGCCCAGAAGUGACCUGAAGGGCAUUGAGCACCAGGAGGUCACAGACAUUGAGUUCCUGAGCAGUGCCAUGGCAGAAGCUCUGGAUGACCUGAAGAACAGGCUCAGGAAAGAAUUUGCUGAUGCCGAUAUGAGCUCGUUUGCAAGGCAGCCUCACACCAUCCUGGCAGAGCAGUUUUCGGGGUGCUGGGAGCAGUGUCCCUUCUGUGGGGCUGUUUGCACAAACACCAUGCGGAAUCACGAUGGAGACCAUCAGCUGGUCUUCCAUCGCCCACGAGCUUUGGUGGGAACCAAGUGGCAUGAGACGAACUACCUGGUCAUUGAUAUUUGUUCCAGCCUUGUUGCAAGUGACUCCUUAUUCAGAGUGGGUGACAGUGAAUGGAUAACCUACAAGAGAUACCGGGAUGCAGGACCCCGUUUCUCCACAUGGAACAUUCUUCCUGAUUCAUCCAUGCAGGCGUACUGGAAAUGGUUUGUGUCUCAUUUCAGGACACAGCUGGAAGCUUUGUACAAUGGGAAAUUUCAGGGCAAAGGAGAAAUCCCUGAGGCGUGGCAGAGAGUUACCAAGCAGGAAGCACUGUCUGAGCUGGACAAGAGUUAGGCCACGUCCAUGGGAAGGAAGAACCACAACGGCUUUGCAGUUUAGAAGAACUUUGUACCAGGCUCUCCACAAAAUGCAGUUACAACAAUGACACUCUCAAGCCACACGCAGCCAAUGGUAUCUAAUUGCUCCCAAAUUUGGUGAAAUAAGGUGUGUUACUGCAGCCAUCGCUCAGCAACUCCCUCGCUUCAUGAUAAAGCCAGAAUGCUUUUGCCUCCUUGCCAUAAACACUUCCCUCUGCAUUGUCCUAGAGUCAAACCAAACUCCUUCCCUGGGCCGAUCGGCCUUGUGGCCAAGUCUGAUCCCAAGGGCCAGUGUUGCAAAAUGGUUAGAGGAUCAGGGACAUGGAUUAUUGAUAAAACCAAAUCAAUAACAGAACUGUACAAAGCAAAGGCCUUCAAGCAAAGGCCUGCAUGAGAAAAAGCCUCCAUGAGAAAUGCCUGCGUGAGAAACAGGCCUGAGAAACAAAAAGGGAGUUUUAAGGAGGUACAGUCCUGUGCUGAAAAGAUCUACUGACCAUGAGAAGGGAGGAAGACUUUUGAUCUCUCAAGACAAAACAUAAAGCUUGCCAAAUGUAGUCUUUUAUCUAACCCAAUUAUGUAGAAGUAAGAAUGCGCUUUUGUAAGCUUAAACCAAUCAAGAACUGAUAAGCUUGUACUCAAUACUAUAUAAGUGCCUCUGUAUUGCUAAUAAAUGAAGUUUGUUCUACCAAUCACAUUGAUUGUCUGCAUGGCUUCCCCCACCCGAAGUCAGCAUUUGGCGCCCGAACAGGGACUGGGACUUCGUUUUCUUGACUAAGGUGGGGGACCGACGUGGCACCGAUAAGCAGCAAUCGGAGGGCAGAAGAUCAGCAGCUGCAGGCAAGCGUCUGAUCCGUGCCUGGACUGACCUGACACAGGGGUCCGCCGUAUCGGCUGACAAGGGCAAACCUGGGAAAAGGCUGCACAAAUCCUGUCGACAGGGAUUGCAGUAAGAUGCAGAUGCGGUAGGACGCAAAUAUGGAAACAGAGGUGACCCUUGAUUUAUUUCUACGCUUUUUAGAAAAGCGGGGAGUUAAAGAAGUAAACCUCUGUAAGGAACUAGCUGAUCCAAGAUGGUUUAAAAUGAAAGCUAAAGAAGCAAAAGCUCUUGGGUUAAUCUGGAGAGCAGUAACUGGCACUCUCACAGAGAUGAAAACAGAGAGGACAGUGGCCACAGCUGCCAUAGAGGCUUUAGAGAGUGGCAGCACUGGGUGUGGCAGCUCCGGGAAAGGAACAGACGGGGGCCUUAUGAAGCGGCGGCCAGAGACCGGAGCCGAGUCCGGGGUAGCAUGGUCCUUCGGGCUGGCCGCGAGAAAACCGAUUAAAAGCACAGCAGCACCCGUCCGCUCACUGCAGGAGCUGCUGAACUCAGCAGGGCAGGAAGUUACCUUUCCGACGUCUGAGAGAGAAAUGGCCGCAAAUGCAGAAGCAGAGCCGCCCGAUCCAGGGGGCGGGGCGCAGGCGGGCCAAGGAGACACAGGCAGUCCUGGUGUCCGACUGAAAGCAGCAGAGCAACGGAGCGGUCCUAAAGCCCAGCUGAAAGCGGCAGAGAGCAACCCCCCCCGCCGAACAGCGGAACGUCCGGAUGCAAAGCAGCUUCUGUGGUUUCAUCGCCUGCGGAGCCGGAGCCGGCCGGGGCUGCCGGGGGUCAGCCUCGGGAAGGGGAGAAGCACCAAGAAAUGAUGCAAGAAGUAAUCAAAAAGCUUGCUGACUUAUCUACACGAAGCAUUCUGCAGUCUAUCUUUACAGCAGAUGUUCUGUGUCUGAAUGAUUGCAUCAGCAUCGCACAGUUGUUAUUAACCCCUUCACAGUUCCUGCUCUGGGAACGAAUGUGGAAACAGCUAGCACAAGAAGAAGCUAGCAAACAUCAAAGUGACACACAAGACCCACUGUAUGCAUUCCAAGCUGACAUGCUAACUGGCAGCGGAGCUUACGGGGCAACAGUAACACAGCUGACCAUGCCUGUAGUAAUUCAUCAGUUGUUACAGACUUUUGCCCACAAAGCCUUGUUGUCAGCAGCCUUAAAGGAUGCAACUGAGCUCUCUGAAGAGCUCCAAGGGCAAAUGUUCCAAAUAUUUGCCUUUGAAAAUGCUAAUAGGCAAGCUAAGACAAUUCUUGCUAUGCUGCCCCAAGGAGCAGGUGUAGACGAGAUGCUCGUACGUGCUGCCCGUUCAGAACAGUCAUCUCAAACAACUGCCUUUACUGCAACACUGCAGAAUGUCCUGCGACAACAGGGACAAGUCAUCGCCGCAGCACUGACCAGAGGGGUGCCCAGCAAGUGGUGCCGUGCUACAGGACCCCGAAGCGAGAAGGCGCAGUCAGCAUCAGCUCCUGAGGAAAGUGACGCCACUGCUUCAACAGCUGGGACUCUGAGACCUCUGUCCCGAGAAGCCUUGGGAGAGGCUGCAGACGUGGCUGAGUGAAGGAGCUGAGGACUUGCCAGAUCCACCACUCUCCGUAGCAGGAGAAAUAGCGAGACCCUGGGGCGAAUGUAACAGCUGCCCUGGGUGGUUGCCAGUGACUUGUGGUGGGUGUCGGGGAACCCUCUCCAAAGGCAAAACUAAAAAGGAGAGUUACAUAAAUUUUUGGGUAUAACACCAAACACAGAAGUAGAGUGAAAAGUUGUUUUUUGACUGUCUUGAGACAAGAGCAUUAGUGGACAUUUUCAAUCAGCUGUCCGCCCAUUUAGAUCGAGUAAAGGCAGUGAAUUUGGCUAGCAUCUAUAUUUUUACUUGUGCUUCAGCAGCCAGGGCUCACGCUAUUCUGCAUAAACUUGCUUGCUGGGAGAGGGAUAAGUUAAACAUAACUUUGCAAAUGCUUGAUGAGUUAAGCGUAGAUGUUACUAGUGUUAGACAUACAAUAUUACAAAAUUAAGUAGCAAUUAAUUUUCUACUACUAGCUCACAGCCACGGCUGUGAAGAGUUCUAAGGUACGUGCUGUAUGAAUCUUUCUGACCACUCUGUCCUAAUUUACAAGCAGAUAAGUGAGUUACAUUAAUUAACCACACAAUUACAGAAAGAAGACCAUCUCAGCUUAGAAAGAUGGUUAAAGUCACUAAGUUUAAGACCAUGGCUAGUUUCACUUGUGCAGCAUUUGAUUACUGUAAGACUACUAAUAUUAUUAAUAAUAGUGUGCUUACCUUGCCUAUGCCAAUGCUUGCAAAAGAUGAUAUACAAAGUUACUACAUCUGUAGCCAAUCAAAUAUUGCCUUUACAAAAAGAAAAAAGGGGAAUUGUUGCAAAAUGGUUAGAGGAUCAGGGACAUGGAUUAUUGAUAAAACCAAAUCAAUAACAGAACUGUACAAAGCAAAGGCCUUCAAGCAAAGGCCUGCAUGAGAAAAAGCCUCCAUGAGAAAUGCCUGCGUGAGAAACAGGCCUGAGAAACAAAAAGGGAGUUUUAAGGAGGUACAGUCCUGUGCUGAUAAGAUCUACUGACCAUGAGAAGGGAGGAAGGUUUUUGAUCUCUCAAGACAAAACAUAAAGCUUGCCAAAUGUAGUCUUUUAUCUAACCCAAUUAUGUAGAAGUAAGAAUGCGCUUUUGUAAGCUUAAACCAAUCAAGAACUGAUAAGCUUGUACUCAAUACUAUAUAAGUGCCUCUGUAUUGCUAAUAAAUGAAGUUUGUUCUACCAAUCACAUUGAUUGUCUGCAUGGCUUCCCCCACCCGAAGUCGGCAGGCCAGGGCAAGGGCAAGGCAGCGCUCAAAGCCCCCCUUGGAUCCACUGCUGUGAGACAGGAAGGGACAGUGUCCCAAAGGCAGUUUUCCUGCAGCAAGGAGGUGUCCUUCCCGCAGAAAUGGCUGUGAGGCCUGAGGGCAGCUCCACGCUGGCUGCAAGCUGGGCUGCUUGGCUUUUGGGCAUCAUCCUUGCCUCCCUCAUUGCAGCCUCCUGCAUCAGCUGAGGCCGUUCUCCCAGCAGGAGCUGUUGUGUCUCUGGGCUCAGGAAAGCAGGGACACGACAGCCCCAUGGCUCAGGCAGUGCUUCCACUCCCUGGCUCGGAGGUGCUCCGUCUCUGUCCAGGGCAGCCGCUCCUGCUCAGCUGCCUGGAGCUGCUACCCUUCCCUUCAGCCCUCAGCCCUGGCAGGAGCUGCUCCUGCCCUUGGCCUUGCUGCUGAGCAAAAGCCUUUGGAAUGCCCCAUGUGGAGAAUCCCAUCUGCCAGCACCUUCCGCAGCGGCCCUCGGGGCAGUGCUGGUGCUGUCCAGGCAGGCUGGUGGCACCGGAGCCGUGCCCUGGAGAAGGUGGCACCAUCUGGCACUGCCCCAGGGAUGUGGGGGCAGUUUGGCUGUGCAGGUGCUGCAAUGCCGCUGGCAAUGCGAGCGCCAAGCCCUCCUGGAGAGCUGCUGAAGGGCUGCUUCAGCCUCAUCCCCUGCAGGCUCUGCUAAUAAAGGAGUUGAUUUGGACCGUG